Molecule: messenger RNA, 2010 nt
Organism: Drosophila kikkawai
Lineage: Eukaryota; Metazoa; Arthropoda; Insecta; Diptera; Drosophilidae
Gene: mod
Product: modulo
Molecular function (GO): RNA binding
Source: RefSeq, a predicted model, not a curated record
UGUUCUUCCACCUCUAAUCUCUAUCGCACGUGGUUUUUGAGUUUUCAAUAAACGAAACACGCGGCGGCGACAUUUUUGCGUUAAAUCCACUUGAUUCUGAUCUGUUCAAUUAGUAAAAGCACAGAAACGCAAUAAAUAAAAUGGCCCAAAAGAAAGCAGUAGCCGCCAAGGGAAAGAACGGAGUGGAGAAGCCGGCCAAGCGCGGCGCCAAGGCCGUAAAGCCGCAAGAAGAGGAGGAGGAGCUGGUGGCCCAAUCGCCGCCAAAGAAGGGCAAGAAGUUGCCGGCAAAGGAGGUUCCACAGUCCAGCGAAGAGGAGUCCGAUGAUGAGGAGCAGAAUGGUGGCGAAGAGGAGGAUGAGGAGGAGGAGGACAGCGACUCCCAGGCUGAAGAUGUAGGAGACUUGAUUGAUGACGAGGCUGAGGAGGACGAUGAUGACGAUAGUAGUGAAGGUGAUGAGGAUGAGCUGGAGCCUGGCCAGGCUUCCUUUGGCAGCCUUCAAGCCGCUGAAGAUGAUGACGAAGAUUCCGAAGACGAGGCCCCCGUGGAAGAGCCCGUUGGCAAGAAGGCCAAGAAAACCGAACAGGCCAAUGGCCAGGAGUCGGAAGCCAAGAAGGGUGGUAUUCCCAAAGUACGCGUGGGCAGGAUUCCUCCCGAAACUCCCAAGGAUAGGCUCAUCUUUGGCAGUAACUUGCCCAAAGAAUACAAGCACAAGGAUCUGGUUGCCUUGUUCACCAAAUUCGGACCGAUCUCAAUUGUGAACCGCGUCACAAACAAGAGCGGUGAGAACACAGUGAUUGUUGCCUUCGAAACUGCUGCCGGUGCCGAGGCUGCUCUGGCGGCCAAAGAAAAGUCUCUGAACUUGGGCGGCAAAGUGGUGGCUUUAAGCCGUCUGCGCGAUAGGGAUGAAAGCAACAAGCUGACCGUGGUGGUGAGCCUCUUGGGACCCCAUGUCACCGAGGAUGAGAUCAAGGCCCACUUUGAGAAGAUCGGUCCCGUGGAGGCCGUUUCCAGAUCGGCCAACAGGGCCAACCCGACGGCCUUUGUCCGCUACUCGAACGUUAGCGAUGCCGAAAAAGCCCUCAAGCUGCACAGCACCGAGUUCUUUUCGCGUUUCAUCACCGUGCGUCCUAUGCUGCACAAAUCGCAGUCGGUCAAGACCCCGGAGACCACCUUGAUUCUCGAGAAUGUGGGCAAACACGAGUCCUACAAUUCCAAUGCCGUUGAAAAAAUCUUCAAGAAGUUCGAUGUGCACUUUACCGAUGUGGUGUGCAGCAAGAUGGUGCUGGCCUUCAUCACCUUUAAACAGCCGGAGGGAGCCACAAAUGCCUUGGCCCAGCUCAAUGGCAAGACAGUAAACGACUUGGAGCUGAAACUGACGCGCUACCAGCGCAAUAGCUCGGGACGUGCCAUUCUGGUGUCGAAUCUGACCAACAAUACCACCGAAGAGCAGCUGCGGGAAGUGUUUGGCCAAAACGGUGACAUCGAAAGUGUCCAGAUGUUGACCAACAAGGCCGUGAUCAAGUUCACCAGCGACGAUGCCUUCUGCAAGUCUUUCCUGUUGAACGAGCACUUGCUUAACAACAACCCUCUGUUCCUAGAGCCCAACUCGCUGCUGAAGCACAAAAUAUACCGCCAGAAACAUCUGCGUGCUCAGGGUGGACCCGGUGCCCCUGGCAAGUUCCCUGGCAAAUUCCAAAGGUUCGGAAACAACAAGAACUUUGGCAACAAGCGUCCUUAUCAGGAGAACGGCGCCAAGCCUUUUGUGAAGCGACCCAAGUUCUAGAACCUGACAGCAUCUGAAGUUGGUUUAGUCAUAAGUGUAUCCAUAAUCACGGCCACAAGAUCCCCCCCUUAAUCAAAUGCUACGUGAUACAGUGGAUUUAGACUGUAAGAGCUUCCCCGCCCCGCCACAACAACAAAAAGUUGUAUGGAAAUAUUAAUAGUAGCCGUACCUUUUAAACCGUUUUUAUAAACAGGAAACAAAUUAAAAUGAGAACACAAAAAAACCA